AGUAAUGUUACAGAGCGGAGAGAGUGAGGAGGCUGCGUCUGGCUCCCGCUCUCACAGCCAUUGCAGUACAUUGAGCUCCAUAGAGACAGCGCAGGGGCAAGUGAGAGCCGGACGGGCACCGAGCGACUCUGUGCCUCGCGGAGGAAAAACUAAACAUGGGCAAAGGAGAUCCUAAGAAGCCGAGAGGCAAAAUGUCAUCAUAUGCAUUCUUUGUGCAAACUUGCCGGGAGGAGCACAAGAAGAAGCACCCGGAUGCUUCCGUCAACUUCUCAGAGUUUUCUAAGAAGUGUUCAGAGAGGUGGAAGACUAUGUCUGCUAAAGAGAAAGGGAAAUUUGAAGAUAUGGCCAAGGCAGACAAGGCCCGUUAUGAAAGAGAAAUGAAAACCUACAUCCCUCCUAAAGGGGAAACAAAAAAGAAGUUCAAGGAUCCCAAUGCACCCAAGAGGCCUCCUUCGGCCUUCUUCUUGUUCUGUUCUGAGUAUCGCCCUAAAAUCAAAGGGGAACAUCCUGGCCUGUCUAUUGGUGAUGUUGCAAAAAAACUGGGAGAGAUGUGGAACAACACUGCUGCAGAUGACAAGCAGCCUUAUGAAAAGAAGGCUGCGAAGCUGAAGGAAAAAUACGAAAAGGAUAUUGCUGCCUACCGAGCUAAAGGAAAGCCUGAUGCAGCAAAAAAAGGAGUUGUGAAGGCUGAAAAGAGCAAGAAGAAGAAGGAAGAGGAGGAAGAUGAGGAAGAUGAAGAGGACGAAGAAGAGGAGGAAGAUGAAGAGGAUGAGGAUGAAGAUGAAGAGGAUGAUGAUGAAUAAGUUGGUUCUAGCGCAGUUUUUUUUCUUGUCUAUAAAGCAUUUAACCCCCCUGUACACAACUCACUCCUUUUAAAGAAAAAAAAAUUGAAAUGUAAGGCUGUGUAAGAUUUGUUUUUAAACUGUACAGUGUCUUUUUUUGUAUAGUUAACACACUACCGAAUGUGUCUUUAGAUAGCCCUGUCCUGGUGGUAUUUUCAAUAGCCACUAACCUUGCCUGGUACAGUAUGGGGGUUGUAAAUUGGCAUGGAAAUUUAAAGCAGGUUCUUGUUGGUGCACAGCACAAAUUAGUUAUAUAUGGGGACGGUAGUUUUUUCAUCUUCAGUUGUCUGACGCAGCUUAUACGAAAUAAUUGUUCUGUUAACUGAAUACCACUCUGUAAUUGCAAAAAAAAAAAAAGUUGCAGCUGUUUUGUUGACAUUCUGAAUGCUUCUAAGUAAAUACAAUUUUUUUUAUUAGUAUUGUUGUCCUUUUCAUAGGUCUGGAAUUUUUCUUCUUAAGGGGAAACUAGUCUUUUGCUUUUGCCCAUUUUGGAUCACCUGAAUUAUUGCAGUAUGUAUCUCUUCAUGGAGUUAGCUGACAAACUUGUCUCCACACCCUAAAAAUCGUAAUGGGGGUAAUAAAAGUUAAGUUGACAUUUUCACCAUAACUGAAACUAAUAUCUCUCAAGUUUUACAUUGGCCCCACCUAGAUUUUACAAAGUGAAUAAUCAGUUCUAUUCACAGCAUGGGAUUAUUAGAAUUAAGCAAUUUGAAAGUCUGUCCUUGAAGGACUAGUAGAAAACUAUAAUCUUUACAGGAGGACUCUGUUCUUUAACUCCCAUUACCAUGUAAUGGUAGUUACAUUUAGCAGUACCCACAUGAACGAAGACCUGAGAGUGUACACCCAAAAGCGUGAGCUUAAAAUGCAAGACUUGGGUUUUUUUGUUGUUGUUGACAUUGGUCCCAGGGAAAGUGGUGGCUAUGCGUGCCCUUUUCCUUUUAUUUGCCCAGGAAAUUUGAGACUCCGUUAGAAGUACUUUAAUUAAUUGGACCAGUUUUUAAAUUAUGCCACAUUUAAAAUAGGGUAAAUUUCCCUAUAUUGUGGUUUUCCCCUUUAUAAAUGAAAGACGAACUUUGCAUUGUAGUGCAAGUUACCCAGUUUGUUUGAGUUUUUUUUCCCAGACUUAGCCAUUCAAGUCAUGUUUAUCUGCUUAGCAGUUUAGGGAACAAUUUGGCAAUUUCAUGGUUGUUUUUUUUUUUGAGAUAAUCGUUUUCUUAAAGUGCCAGUGUUUUAAAAUAGCCUUCUUGUCAUUUUACCCGCUUUUGUGAUGGAGUGCUGUUUUGUUAUAUAAUUUGGAUUCUUUCCAUUUGCAUUUGUUAAUGUAAUUUCAGGAGGAAUACUGAACAUGAGUCCUGGAUGAUACUAAUAAACUAAUAAUUGCAGAGGUUUUAAA
Dipodomys spectabilis (banner-tailed kangaroo rat) is the source of this 2235-nucleotide messenger RNA. It is a transcript of the gene Hmgb1, whose product is annotated as high mobility group box 1. Lineage: Eukaryota; Metazoa; Chordata; Mammalia; Rodentia; Heteromyidae. Gene Ontology annotation, cellular component: nucleus. Gene Ontology annotation, biological process: regulation of transcription by RNA polymerase II. Gene Ontology annotation, molecular function: DNA binding, bending. The record is from RefSeq and is a predicted model, not a curated record. The transcript is spliced from 5 exons. The coding region runs from base 156 to 803 and encodes 215 amino acids.